AUGACCAAAAACGUGCGAGGUGUCAACAUCAACAUUUUUGCACACGCCCUUAAAACAGUGAGAUAUUUAUUAAGUCUGAAAGUCAAACCAAAGCUUACAAAAGAAGAAGUUUUACAUAUGUUGACUAAAUGCCCUGACAUUAUUGCAAGCUGUAGCCUGAAGUCAAUCGAAACAAAAGUCAACUUCUUAGAAAAAGUUUUAAAGUUUAAUGACCAGCAACUUAGAAAUAUUCUUCUUAAACAACCAACUGUUUUGACAUUCAGUACAGAAUCAAUGMAAUCAAAGUUUGCCUAUUGCAAUGAUUCACUGAAUGCAAGUCGCUCUAGCAUYGCAAGGUGUCCAAGGGUUUUUCAGUGUUCACUACAAAGAAUAAAAGAGAGACAUCAGUUUUUACUUCAAGUUGGACGUCUUAAAGAGGAAAUGAUGUUGGAUGACUAUGGUCUUGGUCUGAUCGCAACAAAAACUGAUAAAUAUUUUGCUGAAAAGGUGGCACUGAGUACAUUGGAUGAGUUUGUUGAGUUUAGACAAUCUCUGUUAGAUUGUGAAGAUGAAUGAUGGUAAUAAUGAAAUUCUCAAAUGAUUUCAAGAAUAAUAGAGGAAAAUGAGUAAAUACUCAAAUUCCGUAGUUAAAUGUCAAUAAUAUCUUUCACUAUUUCAUCUAAAUAAUACUACAAAACAAGCAGAUCUGAACAUUAAGAAUGCUUAACUGGUGUUGACCAAUAUUCUAUAUUCCUUUAAUUUAAAACAAUAUCUGAAUUCUUGUUUUUGGAACUAUUAAACUUUUCUCACCAUGAUCAAAAAUGGUUCACCCCUACGGUUGUCACAAUUAUAAAACAAAUAAGUAUUUCCAAAUAUUCAGUUUUGUAUUUGCUUUACA
This is a messenger RNA of Exaiptasia diaphana, 877 nucleotides long. RefSeq names its product transcription termination factor 3, mitochondrial. Bases 1 to 555 code for a protein of 184 amino acids. Lineage: Eukaryota; Metazoa; Cnidaria; Anthozoa; Actiniaria; Aiptasiidae. Gene Ontology annotation, molecular function: double-stranded DNA binding. Gene Ontology annotation, cellular component: mitochondrion. Gene Ontology annotation, biological process: mitochondrial ribosome assembly; regulation of DNA-templated transcription. The transcript has 2 exons. The record is from RefSeq and is a predicted model, not a curated record.